This is a messenger RNA of Nematocida major, 2709 nucleotides long. RefSeq lists its product as uncharacterized. Lineage: Eukaryota; Fungi; Microsporidia. The record is from RefSeq and is a predicted model, not a curated record. The coding region runs from base 1 to 2709 and encodes 902 amino acids. The transcript has a single exon.
AUGAGAUUGCUCUUUGGUUUUCUAUGUGUGCUGCUUGCGGCAGCGCGGGUGGCAAGAUGCAGGCACAUAACGUGCGGAGAGAUGCUGUCGUGCAAAAGCAGGCCUGUGGGUCGCGUGCGUGGGGAAGACGUGUAUGUGAGCCCGGAGUGGGUGGGGCACCCGGUGUGUGUAGCAAAGCUCGGAUGGCUGGGGUACAUGUACAACAUGCGGAGGUACGCGUGCGGGCUGGACACGAGCUUCAGCCUGGUGCCGAGCGGGCGAGUGAAAAAAUACGGGGGAGAGGCGUACACGUACACCCGAGAGCCGGAGAAGGACAGGGCACACCUUCCCGAUGGCAUUGCCAGCGCGGCGGCGUUUGCAAGAGACGAAGGGUACAGCGUGGCGUUCCAUCGCGCGCUGGUGCAUAUGUUCGGGCUGCAGAAGAAGGGGGGCCUGACGGUUGAAACCGGGCGACCAUGUUCUUUCACAGAGUUUCUCCGGGAGAGCUGCAGAACAAAAAACGAGGCGCACUACUUGCUGGCUGCGCUGGUUCUUCUGAGCGAGGGCAUUAACGUGCCUAUUCGGACUUCUGGGAACAAAGUAAUUGUAAAAAAAAGAAAAGACAGCGAGGACGUGCUGGUGGAUGUGUGCGUGCCAGCCGUGGACAGUGGAGAAAGGCAGCCAUCCGAGACGUGGCAUGUGGUGAGCUUCUUCAAGCGGUACAGAGACAGGAACCAAAUGCCACGCACGUACGAAGAGUUUAAAACUGGAGACUUUCUGGAGAGCCCGCAGCUUCUGAUUCUCACGUACGUAAGCGAGUACGUGGAAAACGCGGAAGAGCUCAUGUCUGUGAUGGAGUGUGCGUUCAAGCUUGUGGAGGGCAUGGGCCUUGGCGAGAGUGUGGGAGACGCGGGCAGCGUGGUCGGGCGGCUGUUUGUGCCUGCGAUCCGGCUGCCCGAGGCUCAAGCGCAUCUCGCGCCGUUUCUAGAGGGGCUUUCCGCUCUAGCAGCCUUAGAGCACUUGGAAGAAUUUGACUGCCUUCAAAGAGAAGCCAAUUAUGCGACCCUAAUUGACGGAGCCUUAGAUGGGAAGAAGGAGCACUUUGACAAGCGUAGCACGAACUGCAGGUUUAUUGGAGCGUGUCUGCUAUUCCCGUGCCUGGCAUACGACCCGGAGAAGAACGCGUACCGCCUGGAGAGCCUGCUGGCCGGAGCCGAGGAAACAACAGAGGUGGCCAAAACCAGGGCGUUUUUUGAGGCGGUGCAGGAGAGCAUAGAAGAGAGUUUUUCUUUGGGCUGGUCCAGUGAAGACCAAGCGCAAAAAUACAGGAGGCUGUGGCUCAUGGUGCAUGCGCAGUUCAUGGAGGCGCUGGGGAGUUUGAAGCCGACGGUUCUAAACCAGAUACGUGCGCUUGCGCUGAUGACCGGGCGGCCGCAGGCCGUGGUGGACGAGCUGGCGGCGCACCAGGCGGCCAUGGAUGCGGAAAGAAGGACAAAGCUGGGCCUCAAGGAAGCUAAGAGCAUUCAGGUGCUUCUGCGCUCAAUAGCAGUGGACAAAGGUGUGGUGGUGACGAUUAAAGAGAACUACGGUUCCUUUAGAGGCGAAGAAUACAUGCUUACAAUAAGUCGUGUGCCUGAAUGCACCAACGUAUGUGAAAUGACAGUGGUUUUCGCACAAGAAAAGACUUGGAUGACAAAUCUAAAUCUGCCAUACCGAACUCUUUCUACCAGAGAGGAGAAUAUGUUGGGUGUGGCGGUCGCGCAGUACAGGAAGGAAGCGCGGCUUUCGGGCUUUGUGCUUGCGGAGUGCAUGCACCGAAUGGCGGCUGCGAAGGACAUUUUCAACUUUCCAAUAACAACAGUCGAAGAUGUGCAGGAAGCUGCGCGGUGGGUAGUUGAGUGCAGCGCAGCCAGACCUGCCGGCGUGCUUAUGGUGCUGCCGGUGGUGGGCACGCGCUUCAGGGAGGAGCUUGUCUCCGCGCUGGUGCUGUAUGCCAAUUACAAAAAGAUUGCGCUGAGUCCAGAACACCCUGUGGGCCGGCUGGUUGCGAACGUGAUAGGGAGCAUCGACCUUGGCGACUCGACAAACCGGCGGUGUGUCCUGAAAUUGCCUGCAGUCACCGACACUCUGCGGGCGCUGUGUCCAGCGCUGCAGCUGUCCGAACAGUUGCAGAUGGAACUUUGGGACUCACACAUGCUUUCUAUCUAUUACGGGGUGUAUCCCUUUGAAAAUGCCGAUCUGCUUACACGGGAAAGCCUUAUGUGGCAUUUUCGAGCGUAUGCAGAGAAACAAAACGAGCCGCUGUUCUGGUGUAUUCUGCUGCAUAGGCAUGCGAACAUAGCAAUGUAUAGCACGUUUCUGUUUUCGGCGGACCCGGUGGCAGUUCUAGAGGAGAUAUGUGCGCUUGUUCUAGCAGAUCACACGGGAGAAGACCUGGCGACGGCCAAGGCCCUGGCCAAUACACUGCGGCUGUCCUGGCUGGCGCUUCUUUUGAAGAGAGGCUUGGAGGAGAAUCAAGACGCAAUUGUCGAGAUUUACAAGACUGUUAAGCCGGAGCAUCUUGAAAAAGAGCUUGAACAGCUUUGCGAUUUUUGGCUUGAUGUAAAUCUAGACUUUACACUAGACGGCCUGAAUAGAGCAAGGAAUUUUCUUGUGAGGGAAGGGGGCUGCGCAAAGUUUGAAGCGCUGUAUGAACUCUACCGCCAAGUAUGCACUAGAUUCCAGGAAUGA